Messenger RNA from Camellia sinensis, 1743 nucleotides. The record is from RefSeq and is a predicted model, not a curated record. Lineage: Eukaryota; Viridiplantae; Streptophyta; Magnoliopsida; Ericales; Theaceae.
AUGGCCCCAGCGGAAGUUAAAAGGGAAGGUGAUGAUUAUGACAUUCCAAAUGAAGCAGAUGACACUCGUUUGAUCAAUGAAAGUCUGGCGGAACCUUAUCAUGGUUGCGAAGCUGGUCCGAGCAAUAAAGAAGCAACCAACAUGAACGUUGAAGAUGGCAGAGCCGAUGUAAAAAAAGAAAUGGUUGAUGAUGCUCAUCCCAAUGACAUGGCUGUGGGUCAGAGAUUAUCAAAAUACUUGAACCGUGUUGCUGAGAAGAGUAGAGCUCCCAAGGCACCAACAAGAGUAGGUUACAAAGCCCAAUUUUGUAUACGGUACGAUGCAGAUGUUGGUGAAGGGAGAAAGUAUGUUGUGACUCACUUCGUCGCAGACCACAACCAUGAAUUGGUGGAACAACACUGUGUGAUGUAUUUGAGGUCACAUCGCAGUUUAAACAGCGCUGACAAAGCUCAAGCAAUGGCUAUGCGCAACGUCGGUGUAAAGACUAGCCAAAUCAUGGACUAUAUGGUAAAUCAAUCCGAGUCUUAUGAGAAUGUUGUUUCAUCCGUACGGAUCUGCACAACCAUAUUCAAGCCGAACGUAGAGCAGAAGUUGAGGAUAGUGAUGCGCAAGGCUGACUACGCAAAGUUUGGUGAUGUGUUGAUAUUUGACUUAACUUACAGAACCAAUGCAUACAAGAAACCUUUUGUCAUGUUGGCUGGUGUGACUAACCACUUUAGGACCACGAUAUUUGCAUGUGUUUUGCUAGCUAAUGAGACAAUUGAUACAUACACAUGGGUUUUGGAAACAUUUAUGGAGGCGAUAGGCAAUAAAGCACCUGUGUCCGUACUGACAGAUGGAGAUAAGGCGAUGCGAGAGGCAGUCAGAAGAGUAUUUCCAGACGCAAGACAUCGAUUAUGUAAUUGGCAUAUUGGGAAAAAUGUUAUUUCAAAUGUUCACAAAAGUGGCUUUGCAGAUGCUUUCAAGCAGUGCAUGGACAUGGAAACGAAUGAGGCAAAGUUUGAGCAUGGCUGGACGAGAAUGGUCGAAAAAUUUGGACUUCAAACCAACAGUUGGGUGUUGGAGACAUAUGAGAAGCGUCAUAUGCACUAUGAUCAGGCUCUUGCAAGGAUAAGGUAUAACGAGGCUGGCGAUGAUGCUAAAACAAAUAACACUUUACCGGUAUUGAUUACUCCAUUGCGAGAUAUAGAGAGACGUGGAGCUGAGCUAUUCACCCGAAAUAUAUUUAGAAUGUUCCGUGAUGAAAUCUUAGAAGAGGGGAAGUUGAAUGUCAAGGAUGUGUUCCAUUUGUCAGAUGGUCAGAAAUGCUACUAUAUUCAUAAGUACAAGGUGAAGGAUAGAUCAUGGAUAGUAACACACAAUCCAGUGGAUGCUGCAAUGAGAUGUUCUUGCACGAAGUUUGAGUUGUUGGGCCUACCUUGCUGUCAUAUGAUAUGUGUUAUGAAAGCCGAAAAUUUAACGCAAAUUCCACCAACUUGUGUGCUACAUAGAUGGACAAGGGCUGCAAGCAAGGAUGGCCAGCAAUGGCCUCAACCCUCAAUUGAUAGCAUUACAACACAGACGGCCCGGUAUGGGAUAUUGAGUUCUUCCUACAAUGAAAUGUGUUUCUAUGCCUCGCAAUCAAAGGAACGUUUCAAAGAGGCUAGGGAUGCAUGUCUUCCGAUGACGAGCCGGAUGAAGGAGUUAUAUGAGAGGAAUCUGAACAAUGGGGAUGGAGACAAAGGGAAACAUUCAAUCCCAUGA